AUGCUCUCCCGUGUGGGCAAUGUAGAUGUGCAACGACAUACCCUCUCCACACUAGGCGAGGGAGAGAGAGAGAGUCCUGAAGCCCCCGGUCAGGCUGGUCAAGACGAUGAACGUUGCUCCGCAACCUCGUGUGGCCGGGGAAGCUCGCCCACCGCCUCCGGUCUUAUCUUCAUAUCACCAGAUGCGCCCGCGUUCACGAGAUCUACGUCCAUGGCUGCAAAGAAUGGCCAGGUGCUGCCUCACCUACAAUCUGGCGAGGUGACACUCCUCAAUUAUGCUGCGGAUGACUCUCGCGAUGUCAUGACCUUAUCGGAAAAAGAAGCUUUAGUGCUUCAGCUCUACAAUCAGGUUCAAGAGCAACGGCUGGAAAAGGCAUUUCUCGAACAAGAACUAGAAACACUCUCGGGCGCAGAUGCUGAAGCACAGCUUGCGAUCGCUGAGCGCGAGCUCCUAGACGCGCGUUCUACCUACACGGUCAGGAGGAAAGCCGUUCGCACCAUCCUCAUGACUGAGCCUAUUCUCAAAUCUGUUCAUUUAAAGGCUGCCACGCCUGCUGAGCGAGCACUUCUUUGUCUAGUGAAUCGUCGUGAUGUCCUUGCACUCGCACAUGAAAAUCUUGCUACAGCACAUGACUUGGUGAUGAGACAGCUCUCAGACCUGGAAGUAAAGAAUCUCCAAAUCAAUCGUGAAAACCAGGAACUGGUGCGCCAGCUACUAGAGCUCACAAAAGAAGAUUUAUCAUGGAGAGAGAAGCUGGAGGAUCCUGAACUGUUAGCGCAACUAGAUAGUUUGGAGACCGAUUUAAAGACGCGCAAAGCUCAGUGGGAGACGAUGAAGUCAAUUGCAAGCGCGAUUGUUGUGAGCAGUGGACUAAACUGGGCCGAUGACGAAAUGCUUCGCGCGUUAGUGCUGGAUGAAAGUGACGACUGA
Penicillium paradoxum is the source of this 930-nucleotide messenger RNA. RefSeq names its product centromere protein H. Lineage: Eukaryota; Fungi; Ascomycota; Eurotiomycetes; Eurotiales; Aspergillaceae. Bases 1 to 930 code for a protein of 309 amino acids. Gene Ontology annotation, biological process: kinetochore assembly. The transcript is spliced from 4 exons. Gene Ontology annotation, cellular component: kinetochore. The record is from RefSeq and is a predicted model, not a curated record.